This is a messenger RNA of Zonotrichia leucophrys gambelii, 3244 nucleotides long. It is a transcript of the gene GAS2L2, whose product is annotated as growth arrest specific 2 like 2. Gene Ontology annotation, biological process: protein localization to microtubule plus-end; regulation of microtubule polymerization or depolymerization; microtubule bundle formation. Bases 198 to 2549 code for a protein of 783 amino acids. NCBI's taxonomy places the organism in Eukaryota, Metazoa, Chordata, Aves, Passeriformes, Passerellidae. Gene Ontology annotation, molecular function: cytoskeletal adaptor activity; microtubule binding; actin filament binding. The record is from RefSeq and is a predicted model, not a curated record. The transcript is spliced from 7 exons. Gene Ontology annotation, cellular component: stress fiber; actin filament; cytoplasm.
CAGGGUUAACAGGGAGUGUUUGCAGCCAGUCCCUUGUCACCAAGGAGAAGCGAUCUGCGAUCUGCGCUUGGGAAGGAAACAAAACACCCAGCAGGGCGAUUUCCUCUCCCCAGCACCACUGCAGGGCUCGGGGCACCAGCAGGACACUGCCACCACCCCGAGUGGCAGGGAGCAAGAGGCACCAGUCUUAUGGCAGAAUGUGGGGCACCCCGGGCACGGGGACACGCAGCAUCCGUCCCUACCAGUCCAGCGGGCAGUACCUGUACGCCAUGAAGGAGGACCUGGCAGAGUGGCUGAAGGAGCUCCAUGGCCUUGACAUCGAGGUGGGCACCUUCCUGGAGGUGCUGGAGACAGGGGCUGUGCUGUGCUCCCACGCCAACCACGUCACCCAGGUGGCAGGGGAGUUUGCCCAGGUGUGCCCCGAGGUGGCCAAGCACCUCCACCUGCCCUCUGCCGGUGUCACCUGCAACCUCACAGCACAGCCUGGCACCUUCCAGGCCAGGGACAACAUCUCCAACUUCAUCCAGUGGUGCAGGAAGGAGAUGGGGAUCAAAGAUGUGCUGAUGUUCGAGACAGAGGACCUGGUGCUGAGGAAGAACGAGAAGAACUUUGUGCUGUGCCUGCUGGAGCUGGCCCGCCACGCCUCGCGCUUCGGGGUGCGCGCCCCGACCCUGGUGCAGAUGGAGGAGGAGAUCGAGGAGGAGCUCCGGCAGGAGAUGGAGCUGCCUCCCCCAGAGCCCAGCCUGCCCCGGGCACCCAGGAGGGCACCACGGGACCUGCAGAACCUCGACCUGAUGGUGCAGCACCUGGUGAGCCGCUGUACCUGCCCUGUGCAGUUCCCCAUGAUCAAGAUCUCUGAAGGGAAAUACCGAGUGGGGGGCUCUGACAGCCUCAUCUUUGUGCGGAUCCUGCGGGAACACGUCAUGGUGCGGGUCGGGGGCGGCUGGGACACGCUGGAGCAUUACCUGGACAAGCACGACCCGUGUCGCUGCACGUCGCUCUCUCACAAACAAGGCCGGAAGGGCCGGAGCCCGCAGCAGCAGGUGCAGCACGAGGUGCGGCUGUGCCCGGCCGCCCGCAGCCCCCAGCCCGCCCUGCUGCUCAUCAGCCGCUCCCAGAGCCCCCUGCCCCCCGUGCCCUGGGGGGGCCGCGUCCCCCCUGCCGCCCCCUCCCCGGAGCGCUGGGGUCGCCAGACGGGGGCCAGCCCUCAAACGGAGCCGGCACAGCCCCGGAGGGUCCCCUCGGGCAGGAUGCGGGAGCCACCCGCUGUCCCUUUGGGGAGGCAGCCGCCACCAUCCCGCUCACCGGCCCGAUCCGGCUCCCCUGGGCUCGGAGCGAGGGGCCGGGCACCCACCCCGUCCCGGCUGAGCGCCCCGAACGGCGCGGGGGUGCCCAGGGCAUGGCAAGGGACCAGCCCGGGGACAUCAUCCAGCCCAGGGACAUCAUCCAGCCUGGGGACAUCCGGCCUGGGGACAUCAUCCAGCCCAGGGACAUCAUCCAUCCCGGGGACAUCAUCCGGCCAGGGGACAUCAUCCAUCCCUGUGGCACCGGCACGGGGCAGGCCCGCAGCUCCCAGCCCACGGACGGCACCGGCAGCUCCGAGGAGCGCCCAGCAAGGAGGAAAAUCAUCUGUGCCGGCUGCCAGGCCGCAGGAAACGGGGACAGCCACCGCACCCCGAGCCCCCAGUCCCCUCAAGGUCUGCACCCCCUCCUCGCUCCAGGAUGCUCCAGGAGACCCCCGGAGCCUGAAGAGCCCACGGGAAGGGAGGCAAGGAGCCCUGGGCCGGGGCCGACAGCCCUCACCCCGGAAUUGCUCCAGCCAAGCCCCGAAAUUGGACAGCAGCGUUAAACUCUCCCUCAAAGCCAGCCCGGCCCCUCGGCCCGCCACCCCUCAGGGCCGUUCUGUGGGGCAGUGCAGGGUCUGUGAUGCUGGGGACAGUCCCCAGGGGACAGGACAGAACCACCCAGCCCCGAGCACAAGGACUGGGGGCACCCAGGGACCUCGAGGGGCACAGGAUGGCCCCGAGGGGUUCAGGGCCUGCUGUGGGCACACGCAGCCCCCCGGCUAUGCCAGCGUGCUAGAGGAGCUGUCCCGCGGCCCGCAGCCCCUGCGCCCCGUGGGGAUGUGGGGACAGGUCCCCAAAACUGCCCCAGGAGCUGCCCCGGAGCUCCCGGCCCCGGGAGAGGCAGAGAGGCCGGGAAUGGGGGGCCAGACCCCGGCCCCGGGAGAGGCAGGGGGGCCGGGAAUGGGGGGCCAGACCCCCCGGGCCAGCAUCGCCACCAAGCCCCGGCGCUGCCUGAAGAAGCCCGAGCGGGUGCCCUCCAUCUACAAGCUGAAGCUGCGGCCCAAGGUGCGGCCCCGGCGGGACCACAGGCCGGGCAAGCGCCCCUCGCGCAUCCCCACCCCGCUGGGGCAUCGGCCCCGGGGCCAGCGGCGACCCCCGGGCGCCCCCCGGGCCCCCCAGAGCGGCAGCGCCCGCCCCGAGCCCUCCCCGGGGGACAGCGGCACCUGGCUGAGCGAGGAUGAGGAGGAGGAGUCGUGGGUCUGAGCCCAGCCCGAGGCACGGACAGACGGACGGACGGACAGACCGACGGAGCCCUCCCUCCGAGGGUGGGAGCCAUGCUGAAGGUGAAGAUGGAGCAGAACCAUCCCUGGUGGGAUUGCUCCCACACAGCCCGGGGGGUUCCACCUCAUUUUCACUGCUGCACCCCAUCCUUCCCAAUGGAUUUAUUUUUCUGGUAAUCCUGCUAAACAGGCACUUUUGUACUGGAAAAAUCCAGCCCCAAAUCAAGGCUUUCUGCAGGAGGAAGGGUUUAGCCACACCUGGAGAGGGGACACCCCAUCCUUGACACCCAUAAAAAGCAUCUCACACCUCAGUGCUCCCCAUCUGCACCAGUGAGCCCCGUGUCUGACAGCUCCAAAAGCCUCCAUGAGUGCUGGGGGGUCACAGGAGGGACCCUGUGAUGGCUGUGGUCCCCUCAGGGGUGCUGGAUGUCACCAUAAUUCUCCAAAUUAGGGUCACAGCACAGGCACUGCUGCCCCCGAGCCCCCAGCAAUGCUGUUUGUGCAAUAGAAAUGUGCCAAAACUCCAUUUCCACUUCUUUUCUGUGUGGGUGUGGAGGGAGGAAGGAUAAUCCUGAUGUGGGCACAGCAAUCGUCCCCCUGAGAGCCCCACAAUGCCCAGGAGAGUCUCAUUUUCCACAAGAGGAUGGAGCCAGCCCCACUUCCCUGCAGAGGAGCUGC